Messenger RNA from Musa acuminata AAA Group (dessert banana), 2151 nucleotides. RefSeq names its product AT-hook motif nuclear-localized protein 10. The transcript is spliced from 5 exons. The coding region runs from base 853 to 1950 and encodes 365 amino acids. Gene Ontology annotation, molecular function: minor groove of adenine-thymine-rich DNA binding. Lineage: Eukaryota; Viridiplantae; Streptophyta; Magnoliopsida; Zingiberales; Musaceae. The record is from RefSeq and is a predicted model, not a curated record.
GAGAGAGAGAGAGGGUGAAUAUUAGGGCACGAUUUGAGGCCUUUUCGUUCUCAGCUCGAGGGGGGUUGGUGAGGCUUUGGAAGUGGUCUGAAAAGGCUUCAGGGUUUUUAUUUUUUCUUGUUUUCUUGUUUUCUUGUUUUUCUCUGAUAAAGCACCUGGCUGGCUUCCUUCCUGGGUUCCUCGACAUUUCCGCAUUGCCUGAGUCUUUUCUCGGAAACUGGUGGUAAAUUCUUGAAUUUUACGUGAAAUUAGCGGGAUAAAGGAGGAGUUUUGGGGAGAGUUGGGUUGAAAAUCUCUUGCUGGAUCGAGAUCACCUCAGGGUUUUGCCUUUUUUUUCUUCUCUAUUUAGUGCUUGGGCCUUUUUCUUUUUUCUUUUGUGUAAUAGCGUUUGGUUUGUAAAAUUCUUUAGCUUACUAUUGGUUCCUCUUCACUUUGUACAGUGAGCUGUGGUCUGAUCCUGAUGCUGUCCUUCUUUCUUCUUGUUUUUUGUUUCUGAUGUAAUACCCAGGGACAAAGAUGGGACUUUGAUGCUCAGGGUUUUGCGGGUUUAUGCACUAUCAUUCACCGGUCGUGUUUUCAUGCUUGUUCGAGUAGGUUUCUGCUGUAAAAAUUGGAACUUUCUACUGAUUUAUUUCCUGAUCUCGUGGACUCUUGCUGGGUAGAGUGAACUUUCCAUUCUUCCGUUGAAUUUGUCUUCAAAAUCGCUCCUUGUUCUCCUUUGAACAAGAAUCUUGAGUUGGGAUUUUUUUACUUCGUGCUGUUCUUUCUGCGGAGCUCCGGAGGUGGUUGGUUCUUCAGUGGGGGUUUGUUUCUUUUUCUGGUAAUGGUGUUUUGAGCUUCCUCGCUGUCGCCAUGGAAGUGAGAUCAGAGACAGGAAUUAUGUCUGCUAGGGAGCCCUUUGACGUUGCCAUGCAGAAAAGCUCGACGCAGAACCAGCCGGCGAUCCAGAGCAUGCGGUUGGCCUAUACGCAGGAUGGUACAGCGAUAUACAAGCCAGUGACCAGCAACUCUCCUUCGUCACCUCCUUCUACUAGUCCUACUACUCUCUCUUACCAAGGAGGAGGCCGAGGGGGAGGAAGCACUGGCAGCGGCGUCGAAGGUCCCUCUCCGGUAAUGGCAUCACAUGGCCUAAAUAUUAACAUUGGGGAGCCGGUGAAGCGGAAGCGAGGGCGGCCGAGAAAGUACGGGCCUGAUGGCAUCGUGGCCCUUGCUCCUACAUCCGCUGCUGCUUCAGUCCCGCCAGGAGCCAGUGGAUGCUCCCCUCUCUUUCCUGGGACAACUAAGCCAGUAUCCUGGGCAGAUCCUACCAAGAAAGCAAGGGGCCGGCCUUCUGGUUCCGGCAAGAAGCAGCAGAUGGCUGCUUUAGGAUUAGCAGGGAUUGGAUUUACUCCUCAUGUUAUUACAGUGAAGACUGGAGAGGAUGUAUCAUCAAAAAUUAUGUCAUUUUGUCAGCAUGGUCCCCGUGCUGUUUGCAUUCUUUCAGCAAAUGGUGCAAUAUCUAAUGUAACUCUUCGUCAAACCGCAACUUCUGGUGGAACUGUAACUUAUGAGGGACGGUUUGAGAUAUUGUCAUUAUCAGGCUCAUUUCUGCUUUCAGAGAGUGGUGGCCAGCGGAGUCGGACGGGUGGGUUGAGUGUUUCACUUGCUGGUACUGAUGGACGCGUGUUGGGUGGGGGAGUGGCAGGACUACUGACUGCAGCAUCACCUGUCCAGGUGAUUGUGGGGAGCUUUAUAGCUGAUGGGAGAAAGGAAACGAAGAAGACGAAUCCUUUGGAACCCAUGUCUGCCCCUGGAAAGCUGGUACCUGCUGGGACAUCAGGACCCAGCAGCCCUCCCUCACGGGGCACUCUGAGUGAAUCUUCGGGUGGGCCUGGGAGCCCGCUCAAUCAGAGUACGGGAACAUACAACAACAGCGACCAGCAGGGGUUGUCCAAUAUGCCCUGGAAGUAACUUGCUGCUGUCACUGUUUGGGGUUUGGCUCCUAGUGAUGGUGAAACAAAUUGAUCCGUGUUUUUCCUCUGGUGUUGUGGUGGUGGUGGUGUUUAGGGACCAACUUUUCAUGUUUCUAGCUCCUGUUUGUACUGUUCUGAUGAAUUGUCGAGAGAUGUUUCAUUGUCAUGUAUGUGCAUGAGCCAAUCUGAUUGCUUGUCA